Closterium sp. Naga37s-1 is the source of this 1302-nucleotide messenger RNA. The record is from the annotation of a GenBank genome assembly. Lineage: Eukaryota; Viridiplantae; Streptophyta; Zygnematophyceae; Desmidiales; Closteriaceae.
AUGGGCGCUGCAGUUGUCCCUACUCACGCCUUACGUGCAGCAGCUCGGUAUCCCCCAUGCCUGGGCCUCCUACAUCUGGCUCUGUGGGCCUUUGUCCGGCCUCCUCUGAUUGGUCACUGGAGCGACAGCUGUCGCUGCCCGUAUGGGCGGCGCCGGCCCUUUAUCGUGGCGGGGGCGGCUCUGGUGGCGGUGGCAGCGAUGCUGAUAGCGUUCUCGAGGGACUUGGGCUAUGCACUGGGGGAUGCGAGGAUUGAAGCAGGGCGGCCGCUGGUGGGAGCGAUUGUUGUUUUCAUCCUGGGGUUCUGGCUGCUUGACCUGGCCAACAACAGCCUACAGGGACCCUGUCGAGCUCUGCUGGCCGAUUUUACUGGCACGGAAGGCAAGCGCACUCGCAGGGCGAAUGCCUACUUUUCAGCGUUCAUGGCUCUCGGAAACGUGCUUGGCUUUGCAGCUGGAUCCUACCCCCACCUAGCCUCCGCUCUCUCCUCUCCUCUCUCCCUCCUCCUCCGCCCGUUCGGGGGGUUCUCGCUGGUAACCGCGGCGUGUAACGGUGUCGUAAGUGGGUUCAGUGCGAGUGAGAUAGAGGAGAUGGGAGCAGGCGAAAUGGGGCACAAGAUGGGGACGAAUGGGACAAGGGCAGCUGAUGCAGAGACAAGUCGGAAGGAGGAAACAGAGGAGAAAGCGGAGAACGGGGAACAAGAGGAGGAAGAGGAGGAGGAAGAGGGAGAGGAGGAACCGAAGCAGGUGCUGUUAUGGGAGCUGGUUAGUUCAGUGCAGCAGCUGCCCCCCCCCGUGCUGCGAGUGCUGGCAGUCACGGCCCUAACCUGGCUCGCAUGGUUCCCUUUUCUGCUCUUCGAUACGGACUGGAUGGGCAGGGAGGCAAAUGCCACCGGUAGCCUCUGCUGCUCCCUGCCUCAAAACGGACUGGUGACUGCUGGGCUUCGGAAACUGAUAGGCGCACGGAAACUCGGGAUGCUAGAGCCGAUGCUUGAGUCGCAGCCUGCAGUAGCACGCCAGCAUUCCUUGCUGCUGCCAUUUUCAAGCAUUUCAGGCGUGUCGCAAUCAAGAGUGGCCAAGGCAGCUGCACUCACCAUCUUUGCUGUUCUCGGCGCUCCCAUGGCGGUGAGUUGGGUCAUGCAUGGUAUCAGAGUUAUUACUGUGGUUGGAACAGGCGCAUUCACUGCUGCUAAUGUGCGUCUGAGUUUAUUAAAACACGCAAGGCAGCGGCACUCUGUGCUCACCAGCUUUGCAGUCCUCGGCGCUCCCAUGGCGGUGAGUGGGCCUACUGUCUUGCUGCUAUAG